Molecule: messenger RNA, 1323 nt
Organism: Myotis lucifugus (little brown bat)
Lineage: Eukaryota; Metazoa; Chordata; Mammalia; Chiroptera; Vespertilionidae
Product: fumarate hydratase, mitochondrial-like
Exons: 7
Coding region: 115-1323 (402 amino acids)
Biological process (GO): tricarboxylic acid cycle; fumarate metabolic process; malate metabolic process
Cellular component (GO): mitochondrion; tricarboxylic acid cycle heteromeric enzyme complex
Molecular function (GO): fumarate hydratase activity
Source: RefSeq, a predicted model, not a curated record
UAUUUUUCUGAUUAAUUUUAGAUCCCAGUUAUUAAAGCUUUUGGCAUCUUGAAGCGAGCCGCUGCUGAAGUAAACCAGGAUUAUGGUCUCGAUCCAAAGAUUGCUAGUGCAAUCAUGAAGGCCGCAGACGAGGUAGCCGAAGGGAAGCUGAACGACCACUUCCCCCUGGUGGUGUGGCAGACGGGGUCCGGGACCCAGACGAACAUGAAUGUGAACGAGGUCAUUAGCAACAGAGCCAUCGAGAUGCUGGGAGGCGAGCUGGGCAGCAAGAAGCCCGUGCACCCCAACGACCACGUCAACAAGAGCCAGAGCUCCAACGACACCUUCCCCACGGCCAUGCACAUCGCCGCCGCCGUGGAGGUCCACGAGGUGCUGCUGCCGGGGCUGCAGAAGCUGCACGAUGCGCUCGAGGCCAAGUCCAAAGACUUCGCCCAGAUCAUCAAAAUCGGGCGGACCCACACCCAGGACGCGGUCCCGCUCACUCUUGGGCAGGAGUUCAGUGGUUACGUUCAGCAGCUGAAAUACGCGAUGACGAGGAUAAAGGCUGCCAUGCCCCGGAUCUACGAGCUCGCGGCCGGGGGCACCGCCGUGGGAACCGGGCUGAACACGAGAAUUGGCUUUGCCGAGAAGGUGGCCGCGAAGGUGGCCGCGCUCACAGGCCUGCCUUUUGUCACAGCCCCAAACAAGUUCGAAGCCCUGGCGGCCCACGAUGCGCUGGUGGAGCUCAGUGGCGCCAUGAACACGACCGCGUGCAGCCUGAUGAAGAUCGCCAAUGACAUCCGGUUCCUGGGCUCCGGGCCCCGCUCCGGCCUCGGGGAGCUGAUCCUGCCGGAGAACGAGCCGGGCAGCAGCAUCAUGCCAGGCAAGGUGAACCCGACGCAGUGCGAAGCCAUGACCAUGGUGGCCGCCCAGGUCAUGGGCAAUCACGUCGCUGUGACCGUCGGGGGCAGCAACGGACACUUUGAAUUGAACGUUUUCAAGCCAAUGAUGAUUAAGAACGUGCUGCACUCGGCCAGGCUGCUGGGGGACGCGGCAGUGUCUUUCACAGAAAACUGUGUGGUGGGAAUCCAGGCCAACAAAGACAGGAUCGCCAAGCUGAUGAACGAGUCCCUGAUGCUGGUGACUGCUCUCAACCCGCACAUAGGUAAGGCAAGGGAGCAGAAGGCCAUUUUGAGUUCAGAAUUAAAGAGCUCAAGCCAUUUAAAAUGCUUACAGACAGCAGUUUCCUUUCCGACAUUGUUUAAGUCGAAUCUUCUAGAAUAUUUGAAAGUGUGUUGUAAGACACUUGAUAUGACCUAUGUUAUCAGUCUUUCAAAAACUUGA